This is a messenger RNA of Lathyrus sativus (Indian pea), 720 nucleotides long. The record is from the annotation of a GenBank genome assembly. NCBI's taxonomy places the organism in Eukaryota, Viridiplantae, Streptophyta, Magnoliopsida, Fabales, Fabaceae.
AUGAGCAGAAGAACUGUACCUUGCAGCCGAUCCUGGUCAAUUAGUGAAGACUCUCUUAGAAGGUAUGUGCAGUUUGCAAGUGAAAGCUGCAUACAAGAGUUGUUAGCCGCUUCCGACACAAAUAGAGGAAACAAUGGCAACAAUGAUGGAUGGAAAGUGAUCACUCUUGACAAUGGAGUUGAGAUAUCAAAACGCAUGUCGGGUUCUUUUCACACUUUUCGUAGCCGUUGGGUACUUAGAUCCGUCUCUCCGCAACAGUUCAUCACAGUGGCUAAUGCCAUUGACGCGGCAAAGCAAUGGGACUCUGAUUUGGUGGAAGCAAAGUACAUAAAAGAAAUUGAAGAGAAUCUAAGCAUAAUUCGUCUGAGGUUUGGAGAUAACUCAAAGCCUCUCUUCAGGAAUAGAGAGUUCAUUGUCUACGAGCGACGUGAAACCAUGGAAGAUGGCACUGUGGUUGUAGCAGUUGCUUCACUGCCGAAGGAAAUAGCUGCUGGGUUACAUCCAAAGCAAAAUAAUGCAAUCAGAGGAUUAUUGCUACAAUCAGGAUGGGUAGUGGAGAAGCUUCAAGAUAACUCAUGUGCUGUUACUUAUGUUGUUCAGUUAGAUCCUGCAGGGUGGCUGCCAAAGUGCUUUGUCAAUAGAUUUAACACGAAACUUGUUAUGAUCAUUGAAAACCUUAGAAAAAUAGCACAAGCAUGUCCAAAAGAAGCUGAAAAGUGA